Messenger RNA from Glycine soja, 1408 nucleotides. Its product is annotated as mitochondrial outer membrane protein porin of 36 kDa-like. NCBI's taxonomy places the organism in Eukaryota, Viridiplantae, Streptophyta, Magnoliopsida, Fabales, Fabaceae. Gene Ontology annotation, cellular component: mitochondrial outer membrane. Gene Ontology annotation, biological process: monoatomic anion transmembrane transport. The record is from RefSeq and is a predicted model, not a curated record. The transcript is spliced from 6 exons. Gene Ontology annotation, molecular function: voltage-gated monoatomic anion channel activity. The coding region runs from base 226 to 1056 and encodes 276 amino acids.
GCGAAUAUGCUCCCAGCUCAACUCUUGUCCCGAUUCUCGAGGCAACCUUCUUCUUCUGCUAAAUCAACGGCCACGAUCCCAUCUACCAAUCUAACGGCCUCCGUUCGUCCUCUCCCUCCCCAAUAUUAGGGUUUCUCUUUCUUUCUCUUCUUCUGCCAACACUUUCUCGCAUUUUCCCUCUUCUUCCUCUCUCACGUUUUCCGCUUCAGUUUUCUCGGGAAAAUCAUGGUGAAAGGUCCAGGCCUCUACUCUGACAUUGGCAAGAGAGCUCGCGAUCUUCUGUUCAAGGAUUAUCAGAAUGACCACAAGUUCACCAUCACCACUUACACUUCCACCGGAGUGGAAAUCACUUCAACUGGAGUCAGGAAAGGUGAGAUAUAUUUGGCCGAUGUCAGCACUAAGGUGAAGAACAAGAACAUCACAACUGAUGUCAAAGUGGACACUAACUCAAAUCUGCGUACAAUCAUUACUGUGGAUGAACCUGCCCCUGGACUCAAGACAAUUUUUAGCUUUAAUUUUCCAGAUCAGAAAUCUGGCAAGGUAGAACUCCAGUACCAGCAUGAGUAUGCUGGAAUCAGCACCAGCAUUGGAUUGACAGCAAAUCCUGUUGUUAACUUCUCUGGUGUGGUUGGAAAUAAUUUGGUUGCCGUUGGGACAGAUCUUUCAUUUGAUACUACCUCUGGCAACUUUACCAAAUACAAUGCAGGGUUGAACAUUACUCAUGCUGACCUCAUUGCAUCUCUAACACUAAAUGACAAAGGUGACAACCUUACUGCCUCAUAUUACCACAUUGUAAACCCGCUGACUAAUUCGGCUGUUGGUGCGGAACUUUCACAUAGCUUUUCUGGCAAUGAAAAUAUACUCACCUUUGGUACACAGCAUGCUCUGGACCCGCUAACGCUGUUGAAAGCUCGGGUGAACAACUAUGGUCGUGCAAGUGCUCUGAUCCAGCACGACUGGACUCCAAGAACUCGAUUUUCGCUUGUUGGUGAGGUGGAUACUGGGGCCAUCGAAAAGAGUGCAAAGGUUGGUCUUGCUGUGGCCUUGAAACCAUAGACCAAGUCGUUUUGUGAGUGAUAUAUGGGAUGCUUCUCGUGGUGGAGGAUAAUUUGUUGUAGACUUUCACUUUCCCAAUGAACAUCUAGUGCUUCAUUUUGGAGCUAUAUCAAUUUCUUCAUAUCUUGGUGGACUUGAGUGUAAAAUCAAUAAGCACAAAAAGAAUUUGAAUUUGUACUUAUUCAACAGAUCCACCCGAAAGCCAUUGAUUUAGGUGCAUCUUUGCGUAAGCUUUUUGAGCAUGGAAGGUGAUUGCCCAGCAAUUUGGUUGUUUUAGGGUGUAUAUCGAAGCUUUGCUUUAGAUGCCUAGUAAAUAUUUGGUAAUAUAUAGUUUCUUUUCUUUUGUUCAAAA